GGGCCUGUGGGCCGUGGCCCAUCAAUCCUCACUUCCUAUUCCCAAAACCUCAAACAAACAACAGCGCACCGCCAUCAUAAAGGCAACAGAGGAUACAGAUGUCAUUAAUCAUUUUGUCGAACACAUUUCGGUCAUUCCACUCAACUCCACUCCACUCCUCUCCAUACUCUUAACUCCCACCAUUCCCCUCCACGGUCCACACUCUCCACUCGCUGUCUCUGCAACUUUCACCCAAAAACUUCAAACUCUCCAUAUUUUUCCUUUUAAAUGAAUUUCGUAGCUAAAAUAAGAAUUUUAUAAAAGGAAAGGUGAAAUGGGUUCUCGGGUUCAGUCUCACAAGCUAAGCAAUGGGCUGUUGGUGUCGGGAAGGCCGGAGCAGCUGAAAGAAAGGCAACCGACAAUGCCGUCUCGAGCGGUUCCGUACACAGGCGGUGACGUUAAGAAAUCCGGCGAGCUUGGUAAAAUGUUUGAUAUCCCAGUGUUUGAUCGUUCCUCGUCCAGCGGUCCUCCUUCACAUCCCAACUCAAACCCCAACUCCAAGCAGCAUUCACAAGUUCUGCAACCUUCACGUGCUUCUUCUUCUUCUCAGCCGAACAGUGGAUCCGUGCGAUCUGGGUCUAACUCAGGCCCGAUUAGGAAAUCCUCCGGGUCCAUGCCGCUUCAGCCUACUGGGCUCAUCACUUCGGGUCCCCUCAGCUCCGGUCUCAGGAGGUCGGGGCAGCUCGGCCAGGUCGAGAAAAUGAGUGCUGUUUCGGGGAAAGCAGGGUACGGGUCGGCGGUGACGAGUCUCGGGGAAGGGGUGAGGUUUGGUUUUAGGGUGUCCAAGGCUGUGGUUUGGGUGGUGAUGAUAGUUGUGGCGAUGGGGUUGUUGGUGGGGGCGUUUCUGAUGGUAGCAGUGAAAAAGGCGGUGGUUCUUGGGGUGGUGGGUGCGGUGGUCGUACCCAUGGGUUUGGUAUUACUCUGGAAUUGUAUAUGGCGAAGAAAAGGCUUGUUGGGGCACAUGAGAAGGUACCCAGAUGCUGAGCUUAGAGGUGCUGUUGAUGGCCAAUAUGUGAAAGUUACUGGGGUUGUCACCUGUGGCAGCAUUCCGUUGGAGUCAUCGUACCAGAGGGUGCCCAGAUGUGUAUAUGUUUCCACAGAAUUGUACGAGUAUAGAGGAUGGGGUGGGAAAUCUGCAAAUCCUAAGCAUCGUUACUUCUCCUGGGGAUGUAGGCAUUCUGAGAAAUAUGUUGCUGAUUUUUACAUAUCAGAUUUUCAAUCUGGAUUAAGAGCACUAGUCAAAGCAGGCUAUGGAGCUCAGGUUGCCCCAUUUGUCAAACCAGCUACUGCAGUUGAUAUAACAAAAGAAAAUAGGGACUUAUCUCCAAGCUUUUUAAGCUGGUUAGCGGAGAGGAAUCUCUCUAGUGAUGAUCGUAUAAUGCGCUUAAAGGAGGGUUACAUAAAAGAAGGGAGCACUGUAAGUGUGAUGGGGGUUGUCCGACGCCAUGAUAACUUACUCAUGAUUGCCCCACCAUCAGAACCUAUCUCAAUAGGCUGUCAAGGGAGCCGAUGCCUCCUCCCAACAUAUGUUGAAGGUCUUAUUCUAACAUGCGAUGAGAAUCAGAAUGCUGAAGUUGUCCCCGUGUAGAUAUUGCCAUGAUUGAUUUUAGUUUCUGUUUGCAACCGGAUGUCAGUAAGUAAAUACUGUUAAGGAUGGAAGUAUCACAGUGCCAUAUUACUGUCUCCCAUUGCCUGCAAAUCAAGUCCAUGCAUGUAUGCAUUGGGGUAGAAUGCAAGACACAUAACACUUAAGAGCAAGUCUGGAAUCGCAUUCUAACAGGGGAUAAUCUACUUCGAAUCAGCGUGCCUUGAUGGGGAAAAAGGUUUUUGUUCUGGUUGAAACUAUAGAAUAUGUUGUCUUGUGAAGAUCCACGAGUAUAUGUGUGGAUGUAUAUAAGUUGAAGAGGAAGGGGUUCAAAGCGGUUGGUUUCGUCAGACAAGGUAAAUUUUCUGAGCUUGUAUGCAUUUGCUGGUUUUAUGUUAUCGCUAAUAAAGUAGAUGGCUACGCAUGUCAAAUGUUAUGAUAGAAAUACAAAGUUGUGCUGCUUUGCUGUGUGUCGCUUUAUUUUCUAA
Molecule: messenger RNA, 2112 nt
Organism: Gossypium arboreum
Lineage: Eukaryota; Viridiplantae; Streptophyta; Magnoliopsida; Malvales; Malvaceae
Exons: 4
Coding region: 314-1627 (437 amino acids)
Source: RefSeq, a predicted model, not a curated record